CUUUCCAAAGCGACAUUUACAUCAUUUGGAAAGAUUUACGCCUGCUCGUAUAAGAUGAGUGCUGGCAGGAAGGUCACUAUUGUAUUGGCGGUGGAGAUUUUAGGAAAACGACCUUCGCUGUGGAUACAUGUCGUCGAAGCAGGUUAAAGGUUCCAGAGGUUCUUGGAGUAUACAGACGUGUGCUCUGCUGCACCUGUAACCCCACCCAGCUGUGAUGUCACGGUGUACUGGCGCUUCCUGGAGUACGCCUCCGCAUCACCGCAGCGAGCAAACAGGACAGAGCCGAGCUGAGAGCGGACUCUCCGAGGAUCAGAGUCUCCGUCGCUGAGGAAAGACACCCGAAUCACAGCAGCUUCGCUGUCUGUCAGAGCAGAAUCCGCUCACAGGAUGCUGCACAUGCAGUUGAGACAUCAUCUCAGCCCACUGGUUCAUGAAGUUCCAAAGCGUCCACUGCAACCCGCUGCAAGCGCAGACAACGGAGACAAGUGCUCAGUGUCAGAGUGCGGAGGUGUCUUCGAUGCCAGCGCGGCCGGUUACAUCACCUCACCUGGUUACCCCCUGGAGUACCCACCUCACCAGAACUGUCACUGGAUCAUCACGGCGCCGGAGCCCUCGCAGCGCAUCGUGCUCAACUUCAACCCGCACUUUGAGAUCGAGAGGCUGGACUGCAAGUACGACUUCAUCGAGAUCCGCGAUGGCACCUCGGACACCGCUGACGUUCUGGGUCGACACUGCAGCAACAUCGCCCCAGCUCCGAUCAUCUCAUCUGGCCCCUCCCUCCAGAUCAGAUUCGUCUCCGACUACGCCCACCAAGGGGCAGGCUUCUCUCUGCGCUACGAGAUCUUCAAAACAGGGUCAGAAUUCUGCUUCCGCAAUUUCACCAGCCCGUCCGGUAUGAUCGAGUCCCCGGGGUUCCCGGAUAAAUACCCACACAAUCUGGAGUGCUCCUACAUGAUCAUUGCCCCGCCCCACAUGGACAUCACCCUCACGUUCCUGACCUUUGACCUGGAGAACGACCCCCUGCUGGUGGGAGAGGGCGAAUGCAAGUACGACUGGCUGGACGUGUGGGAUGGUCUGCCACAAGUGGCUCCUCUGAUUGGACGGUACUGCGGGACAAAGAUCCCUCCGGAGAUCCAGUCGUCCUCCGGCUUGCUGUCCCUGUCCUUCCACACCGACAUGGCCGUGGCCAAAGACGGCUUCUCCGCCCGCUACAACAUGACGCACAAAGAAGUCACCGACUCAUUCCACUGUAGCAUGGCGCUCGGUAUGGAGUCAGGGAAGAUCAGCGACGAUCAGAUCACAGCUUCUACGUCCUUCUACGACGGCCGCUGGUUGCCACGGCAGGCUCGCCUCAACAAUGACGACAACGCCUGGACACCGUCAGAGGACAGCAACAAGGAGUAUAUUCAGGUUGACCUCCACUUCCUGAAGGUUUUGACCGGCAUUGCCACACAAGGAGCCGUUUCUAAGGAGACUCAGAAAUCCUACUACGUCACCACCUUCAAACUGGAGGUCAGCACCAACGGAGAGGACUGGAUGGUGUACCGACAUGGCAAGAACCACAAGAUCUUCCACGCCAACACAGACCCAGCUGAGGUGGUUCUGAACCGGGUCCCACAGCCGGUUUUGGCCCGGUUUGUUCGCAUCAGACCGCAGACCUGGAGGAACGGCAUCGCUCUGCGCUUCGAGCUCUACGGAUGCCAGAUCACAGAUGCUCCGUGUUCAGACCUGCAGGGCAUGCUCUCCGGCCUGCUACCUGAUGCGCAGAUCUCAGCCUCUUCCAGCAGGGACAUGGUGUGGAAUCCUGGCACCGCCCGUCUGGUCGCCAGUCGCUCCGGCUGGUUCCCAGCCCCUGCACAGCCUCUGGCUGGAGAGGAGUGGCUACAGGUGGACCUCGGUGUGCCGAAGACGGUGCGUGGUGUGAUCACCCAAGGAGCCAGGGGAGGGGACGCCGGAAGUGGGGCCACCACGGACAACCGGGCGUUUGUUAGGAAGUACAAAGUGGCGCACAGCCUGAAUGCAAAAGACUGGAACUUCAUCAUGGACAAGAAGACCAGCCUGCCCAAGAUCUUCGAGGGGAACACACACUACGACACGCCAGAGCUGCGUCAUUUUGAGGAGACAGUGGCCCAGUACAUCAGGCUGUAUCCAGAGAGGUGGUCUCCAGCAGGGAUCGGGAUGAGAGUGGAGAUACUGGGCUGCGACCUUCCAGAAACCACCACGCCGGCUGACACAGUCGUACCAACGCUGCCUGCAGACAUCGAAACCACCACUGUCCCCGUCAUGACUACAGUAGCUACCUCUCCUCCGUCAGACAGCGUGUGUGACUUUGACCACGGCCUGUGUGGGUGGACGCACGACCCCAGCGCCCCUCUCUUCUGGUCCCUGCACAGCCACGAGCUCAACAGCUACCUGUACAUGGACGCCGGCCUGAAGACGGAGCAGCAGCGAGCCCGGCUCAUCAGCCCCGUCGUGGCGGCCGAAACCGGGCCCCUCUGCCUCCUCUUCUCCUAUCAGCUGUGGGGUGAGGCCCAGGGCCACCUGAAGGUUCUGCUGCGUGACGCCCACAACGAGGAGACCCUGCUCUGGACACUGAAGGACGACCAGGGCCCCGUCUGGAAGGAGGGUCGCACUAUUCUGCCGCGCUCACCUAAAGACUUCCAGGUGGUGAUGGAGGGUUUCUUUGUGCACGGCACCAGAGGACACAUCUGGAUAGACAACAUCCACAUGAGCUCGAGCACUCCUCUGAAAGAGUGUACACAACCCUUCGCAGCUUUUUCUCCUGAAAAUCCAGGGGGAGGCGUUCCUGUGCCUCCCUUGCCCAUCCACUGGUAUUACAUUAUGGCCGCCGGGGGCGCCCUCCUUCUCCUGGCGGUGGCCAUCUUGGUCAGAGCGCUCUGUUGCUGUCGACAACACCUGGCCACCAAGAAGAGCCAGCUGUCAGUGGCCUAUCACAGCUCCUCGCAGUGCUUCCAGUAUUCUAACUGGUCUUCCAGUAUGGCCACCCCAGGGGUGGAGCCAGUCCUGACAGUGAGAUUGGACAGCCGGGACCGACACCGUACCCUCUGCUGAAAAGAAGCACUUAGCUGCGUUGUGUUUGGCAGAGGAGGACACCAACUUGUGAUGUCAGUGGCAGUGUGUGUCAUGAUGAAGAUUUGACAGAACAUCCUCUUGAUGAACUCCUCUCUCCUUUAGUUUACAGUUGCAGGGGUGAUGAUGAUGAUGCCAAGUGAAAAUUUGCAAAGAAACACUGUGCUCUCUCUCUCUCCGUCUCUAAAGGACGUAGCUUCGGUUGCUGUUUUUUUUUUUUUUUUUUUUGUUCCAUUAAGGAGUUUGCUGUUGACAUUUCACACUAUGCUGCUCCUGAUGAGAGGACUGAAGUCUGAGUAAGUUAUUUAUCUGAACAGCUUGUUUCGGACCAUUGAGCGCCGUCUGGCUCCUCAUAACCCCAACGGUCCUCCUGGAAUGACCCCAGCAUGGACAUACACACAGACAUGUGUGGGCUGGGAAGAGGAGGGGGUCGAGCUGGUUCCACUGCGAGAGCCAGCCAGAGCUGCCAAACCACAGGCUAAAACAAGCCCCCGGAGACACGAGGAGCUCUGCAGUGCCGAGAGAGAGGAGAAAACUAUUAGGCUGAGAGGCGUUCAUUGUGCUAGCUGUGGAAAUGAUCUGGCGAGCCCCGCAAAAUAAAGCUCUUGGUAUCUCUGUAAUAACAACACGAGAUAUCUGUGAUAUGAGUUGUACCAGUAGUGAGGCUGUUGUAACGCAGGAGAAAAAAAUCCUUCCACUGUCCUUUUCAACAGAGCUUGUGCACAUUUAAAAACAAAGGAAUGCAAAUCCAUCAUACUUAAAGUCCUGCAUCACAAAUGGAGAUAACCAGCUCGUUUGAUUGAACGUCUUGUCUCCUCCUGAUAAAGGCAUCAGUCAGUGAUGGAUGCAGCCGUCUUCAGUGUUUAGUGUUUCAUCUUGAUUCUCCGGCGUAAUAAAGCACGUUGUUCCACUCCCAUUUAUGCUUCAUACCACCCACUCCCAUUGUUCCCCAUGUCUGCAAGCUGCCCAGAUGAAAGCCGAGCCGAGCCAAGCCGUACUGUGUUUUCAGUGUGAAUAUGUGCUUGUUGUUUUUAGGGUUGUAAAUAGACACAGCUGUCUGCCAUCACCACUGCUUUCUUGAUUUAUACUCCUACAAAUCCCACAAUGCCGCUGCAACAGCUGGAAGCCAUAAGUGCGUGUUUUGCUGUAUAUGUGCACCCUUGAGAUGGAUCCAAGACAUUAUGAGAACCAGAGCCGAGCUCCAACUGUUGAUAUUUCUUCCUUUAGUGCCAUAAGACGCCAUGAAUGGCUAUUAAUAUAAAAUAAGACAUAACUAAUGCACUUCUUACUAAUAUCUAACAUACCUGGGAUCUGAAAGCCUAUUUUAUUGUGAAAUUUCUCAAAAUUCUGACAGAGAAAGACAAAUUGGUGCCAGUUUCUCUCUCAUCAGUUGGUGCAGCUGUGGUGGUGAGAUUUGACUCGAGCUCAGUUUAACACCCUGGAUUGAAUGAAAUUGAGGGUCUUUACUCCGUGGCUUAGCGGGGCGUGCUCUCGUGAUCUGUCACACCAGCAAAAAUCCAUCAGCUACUACACCGCAGCUCAGCAGAAUGCACCGCAGUUUGUUGCCACGAUUUGGAAGCUGCGCUUUCCUCUCCUGAGUAAAAAAAGGUGUUUUUUGGCAUGCUCUCACUCUGUGCUCUUAAAUCAACUUGGGGAGGAGGGAUUGGACAUCCUGCCUCUUCCUUCUCGACACUGUUACGCUCCAAGCCUCUAAUAGUUGUAAUUAGUUAAUGGACAGAUAACAUUUAUGAAGGCUGCGGUAAGCACUUUUCCCUCCCAUCUACCGCACCUCCGUCGCCCAAUCUGCUGCCAACUUCAGUUGCCCUGGAAACGGUAUUAAUAACGCCAUUGGCCAUCAAAGACCUCCACAUCUAGACGUGUGCCUUGCCAAGCAGUUACUACCACUCCUGAAUUCUUGCCAAGAGCAGCGAGCGCAAACACACAUAGACACAAAUGCGCACACACACACACAAAGUGAAAAGAAAACUCAUCUGAAGUAUAAGUACACUCGAGCCAUUGGGCUCAACUAAAGUGCUGCAGCCACUGCUAGUUUUACCACACUUGUAAUCUUCCCUAUUCAGACACUUGCAUACAUAUCAAUUUUCAGUUCGCCUGGCAGUGUCGUGAAUUUCACCGACUGUCACCGGCACUUCUUAAAUGUUGACCGUUGUUGCCAUUAGUUUUUUUUUUUUUCCUGAUCAUCUUAUGCACCACUCUUAAACUUGACAGAAAUAGUGUCGACGAUUUUAACGGUGAUAAUGAUGAGUAAUUAUUUGAUGAUGACAUGUUUGCAUCUUUAUUCACAUGGAAUGAACAGUCUUAUACCAUCAGUAUGUUAUGUGAUGACUGUGUGUUUGA
Messenger RNA from Toxotes jaculatrix (banded archerfish), 5448 nucleotides. It is a transcript of the gene nrp2a, whose product is annotated as neuropilin 2a. The record is from RefSeq and is a predicted model, not a curated record. The transcript is spliced from 21 exons. Gene Ontology annotation, cellular component: membrane. The coding region runs from base 388 to 3072 and encodes 894 amino acids. Lineage: Eukaryota; Metazoa; Chordata; Actinopteri; Toxotidae. Gene Ontology annotation, molecular function: vascular endothelial growth factor receptor activity; semaphorin receptor activity. Gene Ontology annotation, biological process: vascular endothelial growth factor signaling pathway; angiogenesis; axon guidance.